AUGGCAGACCAUCUUUACGAACUCCUGGGUCCCCAUCUCCCCCCAGGGGAUGCGAAUACGUCGCAGGAUCCGACCACGAUUCAAUACCUCAACCGGCUGCCCACGUUGUCCUUGCAGGCCUUGCAGACAACAGAACGCCAGUCGCUAUCGCAGUCCGCUCAUUCGACUCUACUAUCCCUCCAAGCCCUCUCCAAUCGAUCCCACAAAACCUUCAUCGCCUCCGCAGACAACCUGUCCGGUCUCCGCACAUCUAUCCCGCAGUUGACCAGCCAAGUCGAGCAAUUACGCGAUGGAAUCCCCAAAUUAGACGAGGAAGCUGUUCUGUUCUCGUCGAAAUAUAGUCGAGCAAUGGAAAAUGCCACUCUUGAGAGGCGGAAGAAGGUCAUGCAGCUCUCGCGAAAUGUUGACCGGAUUUCUGAUAUCUUAGAGCUGCCCACGUUGCUCGCGACUGCUGUGUCCUCUGCGGCGGCCAACUCGGGGAACACGGGAGGUUCAUUCUCUACGACCUACUCUGCUGCGCUAGAUCUAUAUGCCCAUAUCAAGAGGCUACAAACGCUCUACCCGGAUUCUCCCUUAGUCAAAGACGUGGCCACUCAGGCAGAGGACGCGAUGAAGGAUAUGACAUCGAACCUUAUUACUGCUCUUCGUGCACAGAAUCUCCGGCUUGCAGCGGCUAUGCGGACGGUCGGCUGGUUACGCAGAGUAGCUCCAGAGCUGGAGACUGUUCAUGGUGAUGGGGUAACCAGUGCUGGUGGAGGUGCACUCGGAGCCUUAUUUCUGAUUUGUCGACUCGCAAACCUAGUGUCCACAUUGGAAGCAUUAGAGCCUUUAAGGGAACUUGCGGACCAGGAAACCCAGCGCAGGGCGCGAAAUGCAGAUCAGAAGAGCAGCGCAACUACUUCCUGGGCGGACGGGCAUCAAACGGAAAAGUUUUUAAAACGGUAUAUCGAGAUAUUCCGCGAACAAAGCUUUGCUAUCGUCUCCCUCUACAAGAAUAUCUUUACCCCUGACCAGUCGGAGCCCGAGGCCUUAGCCACAGGUUUGCAGGGAAUUGAUGCACGAAUGAAAGCAGCAGCGUCGCCACAGCCAGACCGUAAAGGCGACCCCUUGCAGUGCCUUCCGCCUGCGCUCGCAACGUUUCCUAUGCACCUAGUUCAGUUAUUGACAGACACUUUGCGUACCUAUCUUCCCAAUGUUCGAGAUAAGAGUGCGCGGGAAAGUCUUCUGACCCAGGUGCUGUACUGUGCCGCUAGCCUGGGACGACUAGGGGGUGAUUUUAGCAUGAUCCUAACUGAAAUGGACGAUGUUGAAGAUGAAGGAACGGAAGAUCUUGCCUACGAAUGGGAGGAGGUGAUGCGGAAACACCGGGCUUUGGCUGGACGUCUUGAGCAACUUACAGGCGCAAAUUCCACUAGUCCCACUGGAUCGUCGAAGGGGGUCCUACGAGCACCCUCCCCGGCCGUGUUACCGUCAAGCCUUGUUUCAAGUUCACACUCGUGA
Molecule: messenger RNA, 1500 nt
Organism: Aspergillus ochraceoroseus IBT 24754
Lineage: Eukaryota; Fungi; Ascomycota; Eurotiomycetes; Eurotiales; Aspergillaceae
Product: Dor1-like family protein
Exons: 1
Coding region: 1-1500 (499 amino acids)
Biological process (GO): intra-Golgi vesicle-mediated transport; cytoplasm to vacuole targeting by the Cvt pathway
Cellular component (GO): COG complex
Source: RefSeq, a predicted model, not a curated record